AUGGAAUCUCAUCGUCUGCGCACUCGCGGUACCAGCGUUGCCGGGCGAUGCUUCAACACAGACACACGCAUGCAGGAGCUCUACAUGCGAGGCUUUGGCGGAAGAUGCUGGCGUAGAGAUGCUCCAGCAUUCGGCAUCACGAGCAUACCGCGUUGCAGCACAGGUGCCCGCCAUGAGUAUGGGCAGUGUGACAGUGCAUGGCUGCCGCCCCAGCCUGGCGACCUGGCGUAUCUGGAAGGCCGCAAGUCGGUGACCUGCAAAUUGCAGACUGCAAGCUUCGCUUGCAUUAACUGGGACAAGGUUGCUCAGUUUUGGCUUCCCAUUGGCGAGAAUACCCGUGGCUGGUCAAGUCUUAUGUUCCUUGCGGCGGUACUCCUCCUCGGUGGCAGGUAUGCUCAGACCACCACCGAAGCCGACAAGCUUGAAGAGAUUUCGCUUUGCCAGGUCAACUUUUGGUGCAGAGAUCUCCCCCCACAUCGAUCGAUCUACUUGGCCAUGGCUGGCGCACUGCUUUGGCUGGGGGCGAUGCUGGACCAUCCGACCUUCGACGAGGCAGAGGAGACUCCGGUUAGGCCGUAUGCUCUUCCUUGGCUAGCCAUCUUCACUCCAGCAGCUGCUUGCAUCUUGGUCAUGGCCACUUCCAGCCCGCAAGCGAGACAAAAGUCAGUCUGGCACCUGGCAGCCAGUGUUCUCCUGUUGCCUGCUGUACUCGCCUUCAUCUUUCGUGAGCGGGAGCACACCAUGGGAGCGAACCAUGGCACCGCUAUUUAA
Messenger RNA from Symbiodinium sp. CCMP2456, 771 nucleotides. Lineage: Eukaryota; Dinophyceae; Suessiales; Symbiodiniaceae. The record is from the annotation of a GenBank genome assembly.